Messenger RNA from Serpula lacrymans var. lacrymans S7.9, 1869 nucleotides. RefSeq lists its product as uncharacterized. Bases 1 to 1869 code for a protein of 622 amino acids. The record is from RefSeq and is a predicted model, not a curated record. The transcript has 5 exons. Gene Ontology annotation, biological process: intracellular protein transport; endoplasmic reticulum to Golgi vesicle-mediated transport; intra-Golgi vesicle-mediated transport. Gene Ontology annotation, molecular function: protein binding. NCBI's taxonomy places the organism in Eukaryota, Fungi, Basidiomycota, Agaricomycetes, Boletales, Serpulaceae. Gene Ontology annotation, cellular component: COPI vesicle coat.
AUGCGCUUCUUAGAAAAAGGUGAUCCACUAAAGCAACUAGAGAUAAUACACUCUGGAGGGCCUUUAAACAUAGAGCAUAGCGUCAAUCAUCUGUAUAAGCAGAUAACCACCAAUGUGUGGGACAGCAUAGGAGAUAUUGGUGAUGUGGUGCAGGCAUUGCUUGGAGCUAUAGUGUUCGCAAAAGCUCCACUGUCACUCAAAUACCUGGAAGAGUAUUUUGCUGCUCGUGGCGAGGUGGAUAGCAUUGCAAUUGCAAUUGAUCGUGUGUUGGGCGAGUGGACUUCUGUAGUCUCUGUAGGCAAAGACGAGACUGUUCCCAUCGGGCAUCUGUCCUUUAUAGAGUUUCUUUUGGAUUCAGACUGGUGUCCUGAUGCAUUUCGCAUUCGCCGCAAUACAGAGAGCAGGAGGAACUUGGAUCUGUUGCGUGCAUGCAUGCAGAUUAUGCAGAACCCACAGGACGGGUUGAGAUUUAACAUCUGUGGGCUCGAGACAUCAUAUCUCCGGAACAGUGAUGUAAAAGAUGUGGACAAGCAUAUCAAGGUUAAUAUACCUGACUAUCUGAGCUAUUUGUCCCGGUAUUGGGGGGAGCACCUUGCUGACGCCAGAGCAUCAUUGGCUGUCAUAUCGCUAUUGUACAACACGCCUAGUGCCCAUGUUGUCCUAAAUGCUGUGUCACCUUCACUCAAGUUCAUUGAUGCAAAAUCAGAAGAAUAUGCACAAGAUGCAUGUCGAUUUAUUGCCAAUUUUGAUGUGCCCAUUUUUGAGAGUGUGCCUCACAUUUACUUGUCUGCUCUGCCAUGGGCACCAGACAACUCACUGGUAUCUACAGCAUGUCCACCACAUUUUUCGCAUACUAUGAAUAUUGUGUCUGGCAAGAAUAAACAGUGGCUGCCUAUGCUAAAUAUCUUACGAAGUCACCAUGGUAGCGUCACAUCUGUUGCAUUUUCCUCUGAUGGUACCAAAGUGGUUUCAGGCUCUUCUGAUCAGACAGUGAGGAUCUGGGAUGCCACCUCUGGUCAGCUAGUGGCUGGCCCAUUGGAAGGCCACACUCAGCAGGUCAGAUCUGUUGGAUUUUCUCCUGAUGGCACCAAAGUGGUUUCAGGCUCUUGGGAUCAGACAGUGAGGAUCUGGGAUGCCACCUCUGGUCAGCUAGUGGCUGGCCCCUUUCAAGGCCACAAUAGGGUUGGUGAAUCUGUUGGAUUUUAUCCUGGUGGCAAUGAAUCUACUUCAGCCUUGGUGGAUAAAAAGCACUCCAGCCAUGUAUUGCCAUAUCCAGUCCCUGUUGAUUGGGAGAGAUAUAAAGGCAUACAAGGUGACUCAGGGUGGAUAUCAUUUGAGAAUGCACGCAUGGACACACUCCUUAUGCAUUGGAUGCCACCAAACAUAAUCAGGUAUUGGUACAAUUCUCGCACUGUUCUAAUGAUUGGUGCACAUGAUACUGUCCGUGUAUCAUAUGAGCACUUUCUGCAUGGUAACAACUGGACUGCCUGUCAGACCGCCAGCUGUGUUUCAGUUUCCACUGGAUUUUACAAUGGAUGGGAAUAUGACUCUGUAGGGGUGGAAGUACUUCAUGCAUCCUCUGCGACUGAUGUGCGCAUGGAACCACAAGAAAGCACUACUCAACUGAGAUCCAUCGUGUCCAGGUUGCCAUGCAAACAGACCACUCAAGAUACCCCAAGUGCUAAUCAGCUUCAACCUCAAUCAUUACAGAGAGAAUCCAUGGUGUCGCAACCACUUAGUACUGUUCCCAACAAAGAGGCUAGACCACAAGCAUCAGGGCCAGCAUCAAAAAUGGAGGAAAAAAUCAAACUUGCUAUGUUCACUGCUGAAGAGAUUGUGGAAGAAGCUGAGGAAAUGAGGGCUCAGUAG